Triplophysa rosa is the source of this 1088-nucleotide messenger RNA. RefSeq names its product oncoprotein-induced transcript 3 protein-like. The transcript has 6 exons. Lineage: Eukaryota; Metazoa; Chordata; Actinopteri; Cypriniformes; Nemacheilidae. Bases 15 to 1088 code for a protein of 357 amino acids. The record is from RefSeq and is a predicted model, not a curated record.
GAGAAGUUUGCAAAAUGGGUUUGCAAGUUUGCAAAAUGUCCUUCACUCCUGCUCCUGGAUUAAAAAGACCAAAGACUAGUUUCAUUGCUUCAGGUUUUAUUGUAGCACUGUUUACCGUCAUCUUUGCUUUGCCAGAUCCUCUCUCAGCUGACCCCUGCUACAACUACACUGUGCUGAAUAAUGCUUGGAGAGCCACAGACACUUCUUCUUCCCCCCACAUGUGUGACAGAGAUGUCAACUGGGUCGGCUGGUAUCGGCUUUAUCUUAAUGGCCAGAACGUUCGAAUGCCAGAAACAUGUGUUGAACAAAAUCGAUGUGGUACACAAGUCCCACUGUGGCUCAGUGGUGGACACCCGAAACUUGAGGAUGGAGUGGUCACCAGAGAUGUUUGUGGUCACUUUGACUUUUACUGCUGUUAUUACCACUCAUUUCCCAUUCGAGUCAAAGCCUGUCCAGACAAUUAUUAUGUCUAUGGGUUUGUUACACCAAUUUACACCCACAGCUGUUCUGCAUACUGUGCAGAUGUUAAGAGCAAAAACACCACCAAUUUCACAUCAGUGAUCAGCUCUACAGACCCCUGCUACAACUACACUGUGCUGAAUGAUUCAAGAAGAUCCACCAGCUAUUCUUCUUCCCCCUCCAUGUGUGACAGAGAUGUCAACUGGGUCGGCUGGUAUCGUCUUUAUCUUAACGGUCAGAACGUUCGAAUGCCAGAAACAUGUGUGCCAACAUACAGAUGUGGUACUGAUGUUCCACUGUGGCUCAGUGAUGGACACCCAAAACCUGAGGAUGGAGUGGUCACCAGAGAUGUUUGUGGUCACUGGAACAAUCACUGCUCUUAUUACCGUUUACUUUCCAUUCGAGUCAAAGCCUGUCCAGACAAUUAUUAUGUCUAUGAGUUUGUUACACCAACUUUACACUGCAGCACAUAUUGUGCAGAUCAUGUCUCUGUUGACCCCUGCUACAACUACAUUGUUCUGUAUGAUUCAAGAAGAUCCAGCAACUAUUCUUCUUCAACCCUCAUGUGUGACAGAGAUGUCAGCUGGGUCGGCUGGUAUCGUCUUUAUCUUAAUGGCCAGAACGUUUGA